GCCGAUACUUCCCCGCAGCACAACAAAAGACAACGAUGGCUGCAAUUCGAAAGAAACUUGUCAUAGUCGGUGAUGGAGCCUGUGGAAAGACCUGUUUGCUCAUAGUUUUCAGUAAAGAUCAGUUUCCCGAAGUCUACGUGCCGACAGUCUUCGAGAACUACGUUGCAGAUAUCGAGGUCGAUUCAAAACAGGUUGAGCUUGCCUUAUGGGAUACUGCUGGACAGGAGGACUAUGAUCGGUUAAGACCCCUCUCCUAUCCUGACACAGAUGUUAUUCUCAUGUGCUUCUCCAUCGACAGUCCUGAUAGCUUGGAAAAUAUCCCAGAAAAAUGGACACCAGAGGUGAAGCAUUUCUGUCCCAAUGUUCCCAUCAUCCUCGUGGGUAACAAAAAGGAUCUCCGGAAUGAUGAGCACACACGAAGGGAACUUGCCAAAAUGAAACAGGAGCCGGUGAAGCCAGAGGAAGGGCGAGACAUGGCCAACCGAAUCAAUGCCUUCGGUUAUCUAGAGUGUUCGGCCAAAACAAAAGAUGGCGUGAGAGAAGUCUUUGAAAUGGCCACCAGGGCGGCGCUGCAAGCCAGAAAACGUGGUAAAAAGAGCGGCUGCCUGCUGUUAUAAGGAGAUUGAAGAUGUCAGUCAACAGCCCAGGAGACUUGGACGGGACGAGCCAAGCAUUUGUGUCCCAGUACAGUCACGAUAUAGAGCGACACGCCAGAAAAAACGCCAGAGGCCAAUGGAAAAAACAAAAGACUUCGUCGGGAACGAGAUGACGACAUCUUUCGUCAUCACAAAAACGUUUGGGGUAAAGAGUUUUCUGGUCACGUAAAGCAAAAAUAAAUUGAUCAUUGAAUUUCUAAAUGGACUUUAUAGAUAGGAAAUGUGAUGUUUAUCAUCCUCGCCCGCCACUUUUUUAUUAUAAUUAUUAAUAUUAUCAUUUUUAAACCCCAAACUGAAAGGUUCUCUGAGCGUCUCUUCCUGCAGCGACUGUUUUCGUGUCUUGGACAGAUGGUGCGUAUGUUUGUAUAUGUAAGAAUAUGAAUGUUUGUCAAAUGAGCGUGUGUGUGUGUGUGUUUUCAUUGUAAAUGCGUGUAGUAUCUGCCCGGCUCUGCUAAAGCACACACUGAUCUCUGAAGCGGGCUGUAUUGUGUUUAACCUCCCGCUUCAGGCUUUUCUUCUUCUUCUUCUUUCUUUUUUAUAGCUGAUGUCUCAAAGGAUUCUGGGCUGUACAUUAGGGAUCUAAAUCAUUUAGCGAUACUGAUUUAUUUAAAGCAUACAGUCUGUUUUUUUAAUCAUUUGCAUUUAGAAAUAAAAUUUAAAGAAAAUCUGA
Danio rerio (zebrafish) is the source of this 1326-nucleotide messenger RNA. It is a transcript of the gene rhoac, whose product is annotated as ras homolog gene family, member Ac. The record is from RefSeq and is marked provisional. Gene Ontology annotation, molecular function: G protein activity; GTPase activity; GTP binding. NCBI's taxonomy places the organism in Eukaryota, Metazoa, Chordata, Actinopteri, Cypriniformes, Danionidae. Gene Ontology annotation, cellular component: plasma membrane.